AUGGCCACUCAAAGACCCUCUUCAUCUACUUCCGAAGAUACUAAGAAAAGAAAAAGAGACAAUUCAUCUUGCUCGAAAGAAGAUGAAAAAAUCAUAACCUCUUCCCCAUCUUCUUCCUCGACACCUCGAUGGAAAUAUGAAGUUUUCCUUAAUUUCUAUGGCAAAGACACUCGCACGAGUUUUGCAGAUUAUCUAUAUGUUGAUUUAAAAUGGAAAGGCAUUCUCGUAUUUAGGGAUGAUGAAGCACUCCAGCGAGGAAAAUACAUUUCUCAAGUGCUUCUGAAAGCAAUUCAAGAUUCACAAUAUGUCAUCGUCAUUUUUUCGAAAAAUUACGCUCUUUCCAAAUGGUGCCUCAUGGAACUUGCUGAGAUCGUUGAAUGGGAGGAAAAGAAAAAGCUCACAAUUCUUCCUAUUUUCUACCAUGUGGAUCCUUCUGACGUGAGAAAUCAGAGCGGGUCUUUUGCAGAAGCAUUCAUUGCACAUGAAAAAGAUUCCAAGAUAGACAAGAAAGAUAUGCAUAUGUGGAGAAAUGCUUUGAGAAUAGCCAGUAGUAUCGCCGGAUGGCACAUACACGACAGGUACGAAUCAACAAUUAUACAAGAUAUCAGUAGACGUAUAUCUCAUGAGUUGAAUUCUAGAUUCUCACGUCAUGAUUACGAUAAACUUGUUGCAAUAGACUCCCAAGUAGACAAAAUGAUGGAGUUAUUGGAUAUGGAAUCGGAUGAUGUUCUCUUUGUAGGAAUUCAUGGGAUGGGUGGAGUUGGUAAGACAACACUGGCCGAAAUAAUUUAUGAUAGAGUUUCUAAUUCUUAUUGUCGAUUUGAAGGAAGUAGCUUUAUUUCUUGUAUUAGAGAAAAAUCUACUACUGCUCGUGAUCUAGCUUAUUUACAAAAAGAACUCCUUUCUACAAUCAUGCAAGAAGAAAUAUAUGUAUGGGAUCAUCACCAGGGAAUUAGGAUGAUAAUAAAGAUGUUGCAGAAUAAAAGGGUUUUUAUUGUCCUUGAUGAUGUGGAUAGUGACGAACAACUGACGGCAUUAGCAGGGGAUCGGAAAUGGUUUGGUCCAGGGAGUAGGGUGAUUAUAACAUGCAGAGAUAGUCAUCUGUUGAGAACACAUGAAGUGAAUGAUAUCUAUAAGGUUGAGCAGCUUGAAAUAUCAAAAGCUUUGCAACUCUUUAGUUUGUCGGCUUUCAAGAAAACCCAUCCAAAAGAGGAUUACAAGGAUCUAUCUAUGGAUUUUGUAAAUUACACUAAAGGCCUUCCUUUAGCUCUUAAAGUUUUGGGUUCCUACAUAUAUGAGAGAGAAAUAGAUGCAUGGAAAAGAAUUGCAAAAAGAGUUAUUUUUGGAUAUGGCGUGUUUGUUCCAUGGAGUGGAUACCAUAAUUUCUGA
Messenger RNA from Juglans microcarpa x Juglans regia, 1389 nucleotides. RefSeq names its product disease resistance protein RPV1-like. The coding region runs from base 1 to 1389 and encodes 462 amino acids. NCBI's taxonomy places the organism in Eukaryota, Viridiplantae, Streptophyta, Magnoliopsida, Fagales, Juglandaceae. The transcript has 3 exons. Gene Ontology annotation, biological process: defense response; signal transduction. The record is from RefSeq and is a predicted model, not a curated record. Gene Ontology annotation, molecular function: ADP binding.